Messenger RNA from Triticum dicoccoides, 748 nucleotides. Its product is annotated as transcription factor bHLH168-like. The coding region runs from base 66 to 707 and encodes 213 amino acids. The record is from RefSeq and is a predicted model, not a curated record. Gene Ontology annotation, biological process: regulation of transcription by RNA polymerase II. Gene Ontology annotation, cellular component: RNA polymerase II transcription regulator complex. NCBI's taxonomy places the organism in Eukaryota, Viridiplantae, Streptophyta, Magnoliopsida, Poales, Poaceae. Gene Ontology annotation, molecular function: DNA-binding transcription factor activity, RNA polymerase II-specific; RNA polymerase II transcription regulatory region sequence-specific DNA binding; protein dimerization activity. The transcript is spliced from 4 exons.
GGCCACGCCACACAGGCACUCGUUCUUCUUCCUCCAUCUCAUCCUGCCUAGCCAGAGCUGCCGCCAUGAAGCUCGUAGCUGCCUGCACCUCGAUGGAGGUGAAGGCAAAGCCGGCGAGGACCAGCGCGAGGGGCGGCACGGCGGUACCGGUGGAGAAGAAGGAGUUGGAGAGGGAGAGGAGGCAGCGCAUGAAGGCGCUCUGUGAGAAGCUCGCGUCCUGCAUCCCAAAAGAAUACUUCCCCCACUCUGAUACAAUGACCCAGCUAGGCAACCUGGAUGUGGCGGCAUCAUACAUCAAGAAGCUCAAGGAACGGGUCGAUGAGCUACAACAGAAGAAGACCUCUCCAGAAGCCAUCUCUACCUUACUAGGAGUUAGUGGCAUCUCGAUGCACACUAUCACCGCUACCACGAGCAGCGGUGCGGGGUCACCAGAAGGAGGGGGAAAAAUUGAGGCAUCACCACCGGUAGUGGAGGUGCGGCAAUCUGACGAUGCAAGUAUGGAGGUGAGGCUGAUAUGCAGCAUGGAGAGGCCAAUCAAGCUUCAUGAGGUGAUCACCAUCCUUGAGGAAGAAGGGGCCGUCAUCAUCAACGCUAAUCACUAUGUUGCUGCCCACGUAAUAUUCUACACUAUACACUCCCGGGCCUUCAGCACUAGAAUUGGCAUAGAUGUUUCGAGAAUUUCGGAACGACUGGGAGCAUUGGUAUGAUAGUAAGUUGAUUUGUGUAAAAAAAAAACUCACUUAACUGU